Saccoglossus kowalevskii is the source of this 1455-nucleotide messenger RNA. RefSeq lists its product as uncharacterized. The record is from RefSeq and is a predicted model, not a curated record. Lineage: Eukaryota; Metazoa; Hemichordata; Enteropneusta; Harrimaniidae.
AUGCAACACAAUCCAGUGAACAUAAUAGAAACGUAUGUUGUCUUGGAUGACCAGUCCAAUGCCUGCAUGGGAGACACAUACCUGUUCGAUGCACUAAAAAUACAAGGUCCAGAACUGGAAUACGAACUCACCACAUGCAGCAGCCAAGGGGAAAAUAGAAGAGGUAGGCGAGGAAAUCACAUUAUCAUCGAGGCUACUGAUGGUAAGAAGAAAUUCACCCUCCCAGUUGUACUAGAGAACAACAGUAUACCCUGCGACAAGAACGAAAUACCAACACCUGAAAUAUGCAGAUCAUUUACUCAUCUCAGACCAAUAGCAGCCAAAAUCCCAGAGAUACAGGAUGACAUUGGGAUACAUCUCCUGAUAGGGAGAAACUGCCCAGAGCCCCUACAAAUUAGAGAAUCCAGGAAUGGACCAGUCAGUGCACCUUGGGCUCAAUGUACCGACCUAGGGUGGACAGUAUCUGGCGACCUGUGCUUUGAAACAGUUAGAGGUACAGUUAGAGCAUCUGUUCGUCGCACAAAAAUAAGUCUCAACAACCAUAACCCAGUAGGCUGGACAACUAUACAGAACCCACUUAAAUGUGACAAUCACAUUCGUAUCAGUGAAAAUAUAGCACCUGACACAGCCAGUGGAGAAGAUGUAUUUCGAGAAACACCAGAUGAUGAGAAGAAAGCCCACUCUAUAGAAGACAAGCGCUUCUUGCACAUCAUGCAAAAUGGUACCCACAUCAACAGGAAGGGAAAUUUAGAACUACCCCUACCAUUUAGAUACAACCCAAGGCGACUACCAAACAACUACCAGACAACAAUGAGUCGCUUCAAAAAUCUUUUGAAGCAGCUAGAACGAAAACCAGAGAUGAUGGAACAAUACCUACAAUUCAUGGAGAAGGUAAUAGAACGUCAACACGCCAGUCCUGUUCCUGAUUCAGAAUUAGCUUCUGACAACGCUUGGUAUUUACCUCACUUUGGGGUAUACCACCCAAGGAAAGCACAGAUCAGAGUAGUGUUUGACUCCAGUGCAAGGUGUAAUGGAACCUCCCUGAACGAUGCAUUGCUUCAAGGGCCAGACCAGAUGAACAGUCUCAUUGGUGUCUUGCUGAGGUUUAGAUGUCACCCUAUAGCAGUUAUGGGUGAUAUAGAACAGAUGUUUCAUAGUUUCCAUGUGAAUGAGGAACACAGGAACUAUCUACGCUUCUUUUGGUUCCAAGAAAACAAUCCAGAGAAACCUGUGAUUCAGUACCGGAUGAAUGUUCAUCUGUUUGGGAAUGUUUCGUCACCAGCCAUUGCAACAUACGGUCUAAGAAUGAUAGCAGAAGAGAAUUAUACAACAUAUGGAGAAGAUGUUCGUGAAUUUGUAUUCAGACUUCUAUGUAGACGACGGACUUACCUCUCAGCCAGAUGCAGAAGCAGCUGUCAGUCUCAUCAGGAGAACACGAGAGAUGUUGUCUACUAG